AUUAGGGGAAUUUAAUUAAGCAAGAGGAGGAGAGGUAUAAGGUGCCAAGCAACCCUGUCGUUGGUCCUCUGGUUCAGCCAUCAGGAUGAGGGACUGGGCUCCGUCUAUCAUAGCCACAGCUCUGUUUGCCUUCCUGAGCCCUGGGGUGGUGCUGCAGCUGCCGGGGAAGCGGUGGCCGGUCGACUUCUUGAACAUGAAGACCAGCUUGGUCUCCGUUCUGGCUCAUGCUCUCAUCUUUGGCCUGCUUCUCAUGUUGUUCUUUGUUAUCUUGAAGGUUCAUCUCUAUGUUUAGUAUACAUGCAGCUUUAUAUACUUCUUCUUCUUCCAAAGGUCUCCACUCUAGUCCUAAGCAAGGUUGCCUUCUAAUUAAUUAUGUCCCUUUAACUGGUGUUAGUGAAUUGGUUGCUAGAAUGCUAGUCAUAUUUCAUGCUCAUGACA
Messenger RNA from Zingiber officinale, 438 nucleotides. RefSeq lists its product as uncharacterized. Bases 86 to 292 code for a protein of 68 amino acids. The record is from RefSeq and is a predicted model, not a curated record. NCBI's taxonomy places the organism in Eukaryota, Viridiplantae, Streptophyta, Magnoliopsida, Zingiberales, Zingiberaceae. The transcript has a single exon.